UCACUAGCCUCCAUAGCUCCAUAGCGUCUGCGCAGAAUUGUAGACAUUGUAGAUAAGGUUGUAGAACAUAUUAAGUCGGCGACUACAGAAAGUAUGAAUUCUGCAAAGAAAGUUUUGCAACUAGGGCAGCUAGGUGCAAGACACAUAUCUAUGUCACAGGCUCCUAUGUCAGCUGAGAAACAGGCAGCCAAUUAUGCUAAGUUGAAGGCGAAACAGGCAAAAUUUCAGGUCGAUGAUGGUCAGCUGGUGUAUUUGAAAGGUGGUGUUGUGGAUAGGCUGUUGUAUCAGUUUACUGUGGCCUUGUGUGUCAUAGGACUGGGUCUUAGUGGAAAAGUGUUGUAUGAGUUGUCUUACCCCAAGAAAGCUUGAACUCUAUACCAGCAUAUCCACCCUUAGUAUGAAAUGUAAGUAAUGAACACAGUAAACGGUUAACACUGUUGUCACUCAAUGAAGAAACAAAAUUCUAUAUUUUACAUGCUCAUCUGACUGAUCAGGAAACAUGGAAUGGUCUUAUAUGUAUUUCUUUGUUGAUAUAAAAAUAAAAAUUGUACAUAAUAUUUAAA
Molecule: messenger RNA, 563 nt
Organism: Cryptotermes secundus
Lineage: Eukaryota; Metazoa; Arthropoda; Insecta; Blattodea; Kalotermitidae
Gene: COX7A
Product: cytochrome c oxidase subunit 7A, mitochondrial
Exons: 3
Coding region: 94-369 (91 amino acids)
Biological process (GO): regulation of oxidative phosphorylation; mitochondrial respirasome assembly; mitochondrial electron transport, cytochrome c to oxygen
Source: RefSeq, a predicted model, not a curated record